Messenger RNA from Arabis nemorensis, 1044 nucleotides. The record is from the annotation of a GenBank genome assembly. Lineage: Eukaryota; Viridiplantae; Streptophyta; Magnoliopsida; Brassicales; Brassicaceae.
AUGGUCUUAGAUAUGGAGUCUACCGGAGAAGUUGUUAGGUCAACCACCGGAAACGGCGGCGGUAUUACGGUGGUUAGAUCCGACUCACCGUCAGAUUUCCACAUAGCUUCAAGAUCAGAGACCUCAAACCCAUCACCUACCUCCGUCGUUCCUCCUCCUCCACCACAACCGUCUUCUCAUCAAACGAACCAACACGCCGGAGUAGCUCCGCUGUCGCCGGCGACGAUGGAAGGUAUCUCCGGCGGACAGAUGAAGAAGAAACGUGGAAGACCGAGGAAGUACGGACCGGACGGAGCAGUUGUGACGUUAUCUCCUAAACCGAUCUCAUCGGCGCCGGCGCCGGCUACUCACGUCAUCGAUUUCUCCGCCUCUGAAAAACGCGGCAAAGUGAAACCAACAAACUCUUUUAACAGAACAAAGUUUCAGCAUCAUCAAGUCGAGAAUUUGGGUGAAUGGGUUCCUCGCUCCGUCGGUGGUAAUUUCACACCGCAUGUAAUCACGGUCAACGCCGGAGAGGAUGUAACAAAUAAGAUAAUCUCGUUUUCGCAACAAGGACCUCGUGCGAUUUGUGUUUUAUCAGCAAACGGUGUUAUUUCAAGCGUUACACUUCGACAGCCCGAUUCCUCUGGUGGAACAUUGACAUAUGAGGGUCGGUUUGAGAUCUUAUCAUUGUCCGGGUCAUUCAUGCCUAACGACAUAGGCGGAACUCGGAGUAGAACCGGAGGAAUGAGUGUAUCAUUAGCAAGUCCCGAUGGACGUGUAGUAGGUGGUGGCGUUGCCGGUUUACUGGUAGCUGCGAGUCCGGUUCAGGUGGUUGUAGGGAGUUUCUUAGCCGGGACGGAUCAGCAAGAACAAAAACCGAAAAAGAACAAACACGAUUUUAUGUUGUCGAGUCCAACCGCCGCGAUUCCUAUCUCUAGCGCAGCUGAUCACCGAACAAUUCAUUCGGCGUCGUCUCUUCCGAUCAACAACAAUACAUGGCAGACUUCUUUAGCUUCUGAUUCAAGAAACAAGCCGUCCGACCUUAACGUCAAUUUAACUUGA